GCAUCAGAGAUCACUGUGAAGAUGAUGAACCUCUCUGAUGCUUCAGCCAGGACUGCUGCCUCCAAGAGUCACAGUGAUGAAGAUGGUACCACAGUGCCCGGAGGAAAACUGCUCAGACAUGUUGCCGUGAGCUUUUGUCUCCUGUGUGUCCUACAAGUUGCUCUAAACAUUUCCCUCCGUCUUGCUCUCUGUAUUGAGGAGAAUUAUAAAACCCUGACUGAAGAGAGAGAUGAGUUGAAGAGGAAGUUGAGUAACUUUGCUCACUAUUCAAACCAAGGAUGGGUGUAUUUCAGUAGUAGUUUCUACUAUAUUUCUUCAAUCAAGGAAACCUGGCAAGACAGCAGAGAUGACUGUGUGCGAAGAGGUGCAGACCUGAUGAUUAUCAACAGCGAAGAGGAACAGGAAUUCACAAGAAAAUACCGACAGAUAAUGUGGAUUGGACUGACUGACAGAGAGACAGAGGAGGUAUGGAAAUGGGUGGAUGGCACUCUGCUGACAACAAGCUUCUGGCACUCAGGGGAACCAAACAAUUAUGAAGGCACAAACGAAGACUGUGUGGCAGUAAACUACCAUGAUUACAAAAACAGCUGGAAUGAUUUAGAAUGUGUAAUUAAAAACUUCUGGAUCUGUGAAAAGAAAAUGACUCUGUAAAUCUGGACACAAACAAACCAAUGUUGUUACAUCGUAAAACAGAUUUAUUUUCAAUUGUGAUUUGUAAUUAAUUAAAGGCACAAACAUGUUUUGAUUUGGGCCAGCUGUAGAAAAU
Messenger RNA from Epinephelus lanceolatus (giant grouper), 766 nucleotides. Its product is annotated as CD209 antigen-like protein C. NCBI's taxonomy places the organism in Eukaryota, Metazoa, Chordata, Actinopteri, Perciformes, Serranidae. The record is from RefSeq and is a predicted model, not a curated record.